Messenger RNA from Microplitis demolitor, 1773 nucleotides. It is a transcript of the gene CSN1b, whose product is annotated as COP9 signalosome complex subunit 1. Gene Ontology annotation, cellular component: COP9 signalosome. The coding region runs from base 274 to 1719 and encodes 481 amino acids. NCBI's taxonomy places the organism in Eukaryota, Metazoa, Arthropoda, Insecta, Hymenoptera, Braconidae. The transcript has 5 exons. The record is from RefSeq and is a predicted model, not a curated record.
UUCUGCAAACCGAAUCCCGAAUCAGAAGCAGAAGCAGAAGCUAAAUCUAGUAAACCAAUUUUAAAUUAUUUAUUUUUAAUUGUUCAAUAAAAAAUAUCAAAUAACAUUUUACUGAGAUAUAAAUGUCGUAGACUGCAGAGUCAUGAUACUGGAGUUUUGACAGGUUGCCUGAAAAAUAUUCCAUAUUUUCUUUUUUUUACUGAGUCGAAGAGUAAUCAGUAAUUAAUAUUCCGAGGAUUUAUUAAAACGAGAUAAGUAUUUGAUUAAGUGAAAAUGUUUUCGUUCGUACAACAAAAUGCUGUGGAACCGAUGCAAGUUGAUGCGCCGCCAGAAGACAAUGAUAACACUGAAGAAGAGCCUUAUAUUGUUGAGAAUCCAACAUUGGACCUUGAGGUCUACGCCAACAGUUACACGGGGCUCGCAAAAUUGUACCGGUUGAUUUAUAUCGCCGACCACUGUCCCAGUUUGCGAAUCGAGGCGCUAAAAAUGGCGAUAACCCACGUAAUGACAACUUACAAUGUUUCUUUGUACCAAUUGUUGCAUAAAAAAUUAUUACAAGCUCUCGGAACACCUGGACUCCCAGACGUCGCUGCUCAAUCAACGUCCCAAGACAUCCCGACGCUGAACCAGAUGUGGGUCGAAAACAAGUCGAAAAAAGCAGCCCUGAAACUGGAAAAGUUUGACACUGAUUUAAAAAACUACCGUAGUAAUUCAAUAAAAGAGAGCAUUAGACGAGGGCAUGAUGAUCUAGGUGAUCAUUACCUAGACUGUGGAGAUCUUGGUAAUGCAUUGAAAUGUUACUCACGUGCGCGUGAUUACUGUACCAGUGGUAAACAUGUAGUCAACAUGUGUCUAAAUGUUAUCAAAGUGUCUGUUUAUUUACAAAAUUGGACCCACGUGUUGACUUACGUGUCGAAGGCCGAAAACGCACCGGAUUUUCCAGACGUCCAUGGCAAAGACAAUAACCAGUCGAUAAUAACAAAGUUGAAGGUCGCUGCUGGACUGGCAGCCUUGGCAAUGAGAAAGUAUAAAUUAGCUGCAAGACACUUUUUACAAGCAUCACUUGAUCACUGUGAUUGUCCGGAUUUAUUAUCACCCGGAAACGUUGCGUUGUACGGAGGGCUCUGUGCACUCGCAACAUUUGACAGACCCGAGUUACAAAAAUUAGUUAUACAAAGUAGUUCAUUUAAGUUAUUCUUGGAACUCGAGCCUCAGUUGCGAGACAUUAUAUUUAAAUUUUACGAGUCUAAAUACGCCUCAUGUUUGAAACUGUUGGAUGAAAUACGUGAUAAUAUUUUACUGGAUAUGUAUAUAGCACCGCAUGUUGGUUUACUGUACACCCAAAUUCGUAAUCGUGCUUUGAUACAGUACUUUAGUCCCUAUUUGAGUGCUGAUAUGAGACGCAUGGCUGUUGCAUUUAAUAGAACCGUUGCGGCUUUAGAAGAUGAACUCAUGCAACUUAUUUUAGAUGGACAGAUCCAGGCUCGCAUUGAUUCCCACAACAAGAUUUUAUAUGCCAAAGACGUUGAUCAACGGAGUACGACCUUCGAAAAAUCUAUAAGCGUAGGAAAGGAAUAUCAAAGACGAACAAGAAUGCUCAUACUAAGAGCUGCUAUUCUCAAGCAUCAAAUUCACGUCAAGUGCCCACAACGUGAAAGUUCUCAAGGUGGCGAAAUGUCGGUUGCACCCGGUAACAGCAGUGCGGCACCAAGAAAUUAAUAUUCAUCUGUUUGUACAUCAACGUUAAUAAACAUUGUGUUAUUUUAUUUUUCA